UUUUACUGCGAUCUUGUCCUGCUUCUGGUGGCCCAAUCCAGUCCAAUUCGGUGUUGUUUGUGUCAGAGUGCUAGGAACCGAGUCCGAGAGUAGACGCGAUUGGUUAGUUUUUCUGGAAUUUCAGAUUAAUACAAGUGCAGUGCAUCCAGGUGGUGUUGUGUUUGGUCCGGUGGAAGCUUUCUACAUCAGGUGUCAUAAGUUGAAGAGUGUGCACUCACUCAGGGUGGAUCGAAGUUGAAAAGUUGGAGUUCUAAUCACGGUGUACUAAACGAGUUGCAAAGGUCACUCCGCACGGCUGGUGCGUGACUCAGUCGCCCCAAUUCGAGUCGGUGUGUUUGGUAGCGUAUCCAAAAAGUUGAGAAAUUGAAUUUUUCUGCUUGCUAUCGUUUACUGUACUGUUCUAGUAGUACGCCAGUGCAUAGGAAAAAAUAAGCUUUCCUGGCAGUAUCAACGAGAGUGGUCAACCCAGGAUUUGGUCAAGCCCUCCGAGUAUAAGUAGUGUAAUCGUUUGCGCCUCAAUCGAGUCCAGUGAUUUAGCAAGCGGUGUGUGUUAUCUGCGCGGAAAAGGGUUGGCGAUAGGUUUCCAUCGGUGCCCUUCCAACGAACAGCAGGCGGUGUUUUUUUAUCUAUCCAUAGCAUAAGCUAUUUAGAGCGGAGCUGUUGUGUAACAUUUGAUAGUGGACGACGCGCGACUAGACCGAACGAAAAUCGAAACUGCAUCGUUUGACAGCGGCCCGACUAAUAGAGCUCCCGUACACGGUUGACCAAUUGACACUCUAGUGUAAUAAACAAGACAAGAUGCCCCAAUCGGACGGGGGUUACGUUUCGCUCGGCAAUGCCGGGGGGCCACCAUCGGUGUACAAUUCCACCACCGAACCGCACGCAGGCUCCAAGUCGGUUAUGGAAGCGGUAAAGCGCGUUAUCGGGUCGGCCAUCGGUGCCCAGGACAAGCACUCCCUGCUAGAACGGGACUCGGAAGGUGGCCCGCAACCCUACAUCAUCAGCAGCAGUACUAAUUUCAGGGACCGAGACAAGACCGGCAAAGCGGCCAACGCCAGAAUGCCAUCUGCUCCAGCCCACACUGCCGAGGAGGCCCGCCUGCUGGGAGCCAUGCCAGUGGAUCCGAUGGACGACAUCGAGCUGCGCUCCGUACAGCUGCAGUACCCAAAUCAGCGUGGUUCGAUUGUGGGUCAGUGCGAUCUGCGGCGAGUUCCGACCGACAAGGGGGACAUCCUGGUGGCGGUGCAAGGUGAUACAACGAAACCGGGCAUUCUGACGUACCACGAUUUGGGAUUGAACUAUGCAUCGAGUUUUGCGGGAUUUUUCAACUUUCCAUCGAUGCGUGCUCUGCUGGACAACUUCUGUGUGUACCACGUGAACGCUCCGGGUCAGGAGGAAGGUGCCCCUACCUUCCCGGAAGACUACGUUUAUCCAACGUUUGACGAACUGGCAGCGCAGCUUCUAUUUGUUAUGUCACAUUUCAACCUAAAGACUAUCAUCGGAUUCGGGGUCGGUGCUGGAGCUAACAUCCUGGCUAGGUUUGCCCUGUCGAAUCCCGAUAAGGUCGGCGCAUUAUGCCUUAUCAACUGCAGCUCUACGGCAGCCGGUUGGAUUGAAUGGGGUUACCAAUUGUUAAACUCUCGCAAUCUUCGCACCAAAGGCAUGACUCAGGGCGUACUGGACUACCUAAUGUGGCACCACUUCGGCCGGAAUCCAGAGGAACGGAAUUUGGAUUUAGUUCAGUUGUACAAAUCUAACUUCGAACGUUCGAUAAACCCCGUCAAUCUGGCCAUGCUCAUCGACUCGUACAUCAAGCGUACCGAUCUGAAUAUCGCCAGGACACCAUCGGGUUCACCUCAAACAGCUGCAUCCCUAAAAAUGCCAGUACUGAACAUCACGGGAGCCUUAUCGCCCCACAUUGACGACACGGUGACAUUUAAUGGCAGACUGGUACCGGAGAAAACAAAUUGGAUGAAGAUAUCCGACUGCGGGCUGGUACUGGAGGAGCAGCCGGGCAAGCUGGCCGAAGCGUUCCGAUUAUUCCUGCAGGGCGAGGGCUACGCACCAACAUUUUCACCGCAUGCUAAAAACCAUUCUACAACAACUAACUGCAACAACAACAACAACAACGACAUCAACAACACUCAAGAGUUCGACAGGCUAAACGGAAACGCCGGAAAUGGAGGAGGUAGUGUCAUCGGCGGUACGGGACCGGGAGUGGCUGAUAACAACAAUCUGCCGGUGAGCGCAACGACCGGGGCCUCGAUCCGAAUAACCGAGAACCCGUUGCCGGAAAACGUGACAUGCUAGAAAAGACACAUAUCGGGCCCGGCGACGGGUGGCGAUGGUGAUGGUGGUGGUGGUCCCAGCGGUCACCGGCCACUGAGGAACCGAUGGUCACCGUCGCCGCUCCCGGCGGGUAAGUAUGAGCUUGACGAAAGCGAACAGGAAGUGUGGACUAACCGUCGGUAUAGGAUAGAGAAGGUACUGUUGAACGCUAUAUUUUCUGUACAGUUUUAGGAAGAACGAACGCUAAAGGCUAGAAAGAGUAGGAGGCUGAUUUUGCAUGAUCAGAAGCUUGCCAGAAAAGAUAUAUUGCUGCUGAAUUGCCAUAGAAAGCCACACCCGAAAAGAUAUUCGCAAUAUUUUACCGUAUGAAGUAACUAAAGAACGCUAAACAACAUUACACUUUGUCGUAUGAUUUCGUUUGUUCUAAAAUGAUUAUCUUACUCAACUAUAAAUCGUGAAUGGAUAAAAAUUCUAUCACUCUUGCGAAAUAAUCGAAAUUUCAUCACAAUGAUAACGGAACCACGAGCUUUACCGGAAAUGCUAAACUCAAAACCGAUUGUUUCCAUACUGUAAACUUAUGUUCUGGUAGACGAGUCACAUGUUUAGGGAAUAUAACACAAGGACUGUGAACUAUGUGUAAAAUUUACGCCAUUUUUACUGGAGAGGUUAUCAUUGCAAUUGAGUUGCUGAAUGCAAAAAAUCGGGUUAGUUAGCUCAACCCUAGAACGCUCUUCCGGGUCGAUUCGUACCCAGCAUAUUGGAGGUAGAAGGAACUUUUUAUGUAAUUCUGCGACUUGCUUUAUCAAACAUUAAAUAUUUUAUCGUGAAAUUGAUCGCACUCGAAUAUUAUUUCAGAAGCUUCUUAGCAAAAGGUUUUGGAAGUAAACUAUUUAUCCACGGAAGCGUUUAGAAAAAAAUCACGAGAGCGAUCUAGGAUUAUAUACCGUUAGUUUUUUUAAUGGAAUACCGGAUAAAACAAGGUGUGUAAAACCCCAAUGGGAGGACGCUUAGAACAAUGUGCCAAUCACAUAUUAACACAAUGCGUUGGCGCAUUUAUCAAUAUUGGCACUUUCGUUUUCAUACAGUUGCACAGUUGCGGCACACAAAGGGCUCAGUUUUGACAAGUAGCUGUUUCAUGGGGAACAGCGUGGCACACUUAUACCGUUUUCGUUUAUUGAUCAGAGCAGUCCGAAAGCUGACCCAGAGUCGCCCAAACAACGUUUGAUAUGUUUGUUUUAGCAACCUGCGGUCGCUCUAGAUCGGACUCCAAUCGCGUAGUUUCGCUCUGAAAAUUUUCUCGGGUCGCACCACGCAUCCAUGCAAGUUUGUUUAUUUUUUCUUUUUUCAUGAGUUGUUGUUUAGGGCGCGUACCACGUGUUCGUUUUAAUCGGAGUCAGAGUCGCCCGCGUCUAGGUUCAAAAACGAAAACGGUAUUAGACUCACAGUAUAUCACGUGUUUUUUUAGAGGCACAAUAUAGAUUGUGUUAAGCGACUCUCCCCGUGGUAAAACCCGGACUGGGUCGACUGUCGCAGCGGGACGAGCCAUGGAACAGACCGCCCUUCCCAACCAGGUUCACAGAUUAAUCUGUGUUUCACAGAUUAAUCUGUGUUUCACAGAUUUUCAACUUUCAGCAUAGAUUUUAAAAAUGACACAGAUUUCUGAAAGUGAUCACAGAUUUUCACAGAUUCUGAACUUAAUCACAGAUUUUCACAGAUUUUUUAAAUCGAUCACAGCUUAGCACCAAGAUUCUGAUCAGCUAUUAUGGUACGGAAAACGUGCACAGAUUUUCACAGACAGGUUUUUGGCUUCAUCACAGAUUUUUGGAAAAAUGACCUGGCAUCCCUGCAAAUAAGCCAUAAUUCAUCCGCAUUCGGAUAAACCAGAAAAAAAAAUAUCUGGCUUUUACAUUCGAAGGUUUCUAUCCGGUUCUUACAAUAGAGAAGUUUUUAAACGACUAUUUUCAUGCAAAAUACAAGUCCGCUUUUUGCACUCAAUAAUUUUAUCCAGUCUUGCACUUAAAACUACUUGAACGGAUUUUUUCAACCAAUUUUGCUUUCAACAGUUCAAUCAAUGCUUUUUAUUUUCAUUUAACUCUUACGACAUGGGAAGAAAAUGUAAGUUUUGUACGAGUGGAAAUUGUGACAGUUGUUUUCCAGUGUCAAUGUUUCCAAAUUUCUGUAAUAUACAAACGAACACAUCGUUAUGGAACCAGAUUAUUUUUUCAAAAAUCUGUGUUCACCACAAAUAUAAGUCUGUGCAAGAUCGGUGUUCAUUUCUGAAGAAUCAGUACCAGUCUGUAUUCGCUUUCGGAACCUGUGAAAAACUGUUUAGUUUUUAACAAUUUUGCAAGAUAUUGAAAAUCUGUGAAACGCAGAGCAAUUUGUGAACCUGGCAUCCCUGGCGAGCAAUCGAGUAGACGACUGCACCCAUGCAACCAAAAGAUUCACAAUUACUGGAAACAUACACUUUCUUGUUGCUUAAAGGUACAUUCGGAACUUUUAAGAAUUUGUAUGCAUAUAACAAGCUCCAAGUGAACUUUCACGCUGUUAAGAAAACACAUGGUUGUUUUUGACAGCUGUCAUAAAUCGAAUAAACAUAGAUUUCUCACUAUAUGGAGACACUAACAGCGCUUCUAGUGUUGUACUUAGUGAUGUGUUUUUUUACUCGAUUAAUCAAAAUAAAGAUAAAGUAAUCGAGUAUUUGUAAUCGAUUAACGGCAGUGCCACUACUCGAUCUAAUCGAUUAAUAGCAAUUAAUUAAUCGAGAUUUAUUUCAGUUUGCAGAUAACGUUUAGCCUUAGGCUGCAGACAGAGUGGGCGUAUGAAGCUGAGCCGAGCUGAUGACUGACAUUGGAAAAUCAAAAUAGGGAAUGAUACUAGCAGCAAAUCAAAAGGACUCUUUUAGAGUACAAGUGAGAAAUCGACUCAGAUUUCACUCUGACAGGGUUCCUCUGUUUUGCUAUGAGUACGUUUCCUCCUUUGGUUAGCACCAAGCACGGCUUAGCUUGUCGAGCUCACUCUGUAUGCAGCAUAAAACUAAACGUGGCUAUGAUGAGAGUUGCAGUUUCAUCUGUCAUAAUUCAAGGAAAUACGAAUUUCGAUCUAAAUAAUGAUUUACGAUCCAUUCUGCCCAUGGUUACAAUGUUCGCGAAUUUUUCUAUCCGUUUGAUCAUAGAUUUUAUUGAAUAAUCCAAGAAACUGAAAAUUUUCUAGACAUUUCAACCACAUUUUCUCAAAUUUUUGCUUGCUAUAUGAUAAACUUAUUUGGCAUUUGGCAGUUCUGAUUCCGUUUAGAAUAAUUUGAUCGAUUAAUUGCAUUAAUCGAUUAGUGCUUAAUAGUAAUCGAUUACACUAAUCGACUCCUCUUUUAUUAAUCUAAAUCCUAAUAAUCGAUUAAUACGAAAAAUCAGACAUCACUAGUUGUACUUUUUUCCAUUAGCUACUAUGGUUGUGUUAAAUGCGGAGGCAACUUUAUAAAUGCAUUUUAAGAGCAUUUACGCAUCGAAUAAUAUUUAAUCGAUUAGUUUGAAACUAAUAUUCGAUUAAAGAACUAAUCGGAUAAUUCGAAAAAUCCAACGAUAGUAAUCGAAUAAUUAAUCGAGUAAUGAAUUAAUUAUUCUGAUAAUCGAUUAAAAUUGAGUCGAUUAGUUCGGAAAAUUUAUUCGAUUAUUGAAUAAUCGAGUAAUUAAAAAAAAAUCGACAUCUCUAGUGUUAACUUUCUCACUGCUCAAGAGCAGAGAUACCAGAUUCAGUAGACAUGCUGUCAAAAUUUACAAACUUGAAAUCGACGCGUUUUUUUUCUUGCUAAAACAAUUCCGUGCAUCAUUUUAGAUGGAAAUCCGCGGACUUUUUCCAGAAUUUACAGACUUUUUCAAACCUGCCUGAAGAGAUUUGAAAUUUUCACCUGGUAUCUCUGCUUAAGAGUACGUAAGGAACUUUUGGCAACUUGAUAGUGCAGAACAACAGAGAUGUCAGAUCUGCAGAUUUCGUUUACAGGGGACAGAGGUAUUUCGGCCCACUUUAGGAUUUAUUUUAUUUUGAUCCACUUUGUAAAAAUACCCACCAAAUGUUGUAAUAUUUUUGAAAACCCCUUCCGCAAUAGGUAAUUUAAUGUAAUUAACUUCAAAUUGAUGCAACAUGGGUUACUUAACAUCGGUUAAAUCCAUAAAGUUUGUUAGGUGGGUCAAAAUAUAUGAAUUGACCAAAAUACCUCUGUUACCAUAGUUCUGCAGACAUCGUUUGUUGCAGACUUUUGAAAAUCGAGUUUUUUGCAGACUUGUUCCCUGGCAUCUCUGCAGAACAAGUACCGCGUAAACUUUCUUGCUGAUGAGAAUGUUAUUCGUGAACUUCGUACACGCAGAGAAAUGGAGCUUGUUUAAAAUAACAAAUCGGUUAGUAGAUUUUCAAAUCCGAUUCAUGUUAAUUUCAAUCUAGAAUAUGAUUGUUUUAAACCAUUUUCUCCCUUCAACAUCAACAAAGAUCUCUGUUCAAUGUGAAUAAAUAUUUUGGUCUUGCCAAACGAAAAAAAUAAUUGUUCCAGCUGAUUUUAUUGUUGAAAUAAUUCAUCAAUGUAUUGCGUAUCAAUAAAAGCAGAGUAGAUUUUAUUCGCAAUAUCUAUGUUAAUUCAAGUCUGCUUUAUCUUUAUGUUAAGAACAAAAUUUAUUCAUUUUAUCUGUUGUCUUAUUUGUGUAAUGAUACAACAAAGUUUAUUGUUCAAAAGAACCAUACCAGUCCUAUUUUUUAUAAACCAGAGUCGUUUUUUCAAUCGUGAAUGAACAGAAAAGUUUUUUACGCGUUUCAAAAGUAAAAUUUUACCUGCUUAUAUAUUUUUCAUCGGGCUUUUCAUCAAUCCAAGCGUAAGUAUUGAUAGUUAAUAAUAUUAGAAACUACAAUAACACGCUUUCUUAACAACAUAUAUUUGAUGCAGGUUAUCUCUAUCUUCACCAGAAGGGCACCGGGAAAGGGUACCGAAUCAUUGAAUACUAUAAAAAGUAGUAUUGGAUUGAUUGUGGUAUGUAGAUAAAUAUUAUAAAUGUAUGGAAUAUAAAUGUAAUUGAAAUUCCUUACAAAUAUAUAAAUUGAAGAAAAAUGUACCAACAACAAGCCUUCAAAUUAUUUCGAAAGAAAUCAUUUUACUCGUAAAAACAAAACAAAAUGAAUAUUUUUUACAAACAAAAGCGUAAGUUGAAAUACUAAUCAUUUCAAGUUGAUAUCUUAUCAUUUAUUUCAACUGCCAAGUUUAUAAAUUCAAAACACUAUAAAUAUUACCUUUAUCCAAAAUUAGUUCAUUUUAAACUGAUUUUGCAAGUUGACUUUACUAUGAAAUUGUUUGUCAACAAAUUGACAGGAACGCACAAGUAAAAUAUUUGUUGGAAUUAACAAAAUAUUUAUAGAAACAAACUAGUCCACUGAGCAAAAUCAAAUACCUAGUUUUGUUGUUUCAAGCAACAAUAUUUGCUAUAUUAAACCAAUUUUUCUUUUGUCACUAUUUCAACAAAAUAAAUCGCUACGUGAAACCCAGAUUUAGUUACAUUUACAAUAUUUUUCUCUGCGUGUAAGAUGCUUAAACCAAAUCUGUCGCUUUUAUCCGAACUUAUGGUAAGUUGGGUUAGAUAGCUUCUCAUUCUCAACUUAUAAAAAGCUUCAAGUUUACAGAGGUUUUUGAAUAAUUUGGCUCCGUUCUAAAUAUUUUUUUUUCGUGGUUUCAACUGAACCCAGUUCUCAAACCCAUACAGUUGACAGCUGUUUUAGUCGGCUUUUGCUUCAAGCGAAAACGUCAUUAGGUUAAACUAAUUCGUCUGGUUUUAACAAACAGCGAACGAUAGAAACCUUAAGACCGUUCAAUAAGCUGUUCUAAUUCUCAUAGACAGAUUCAUUGUUCAUCUUCGACUAAAACAUGUCAAUCGCAACGAUGAGAUGCAGUUCUAUUUUCACUACUAAAGUGUUUUGAAUCAUUUAAAGUUUAAAACACGAAUAGAACACAGAUUCGAAUGUCAUGGAUGUGUAUGAGUCAAAAAAACCAUUGACUGACAAGCGAGAAAACAAAAUGUGAUAUAAGAUAAUGUGCUAUAACUAUAACUGUUGAUUUUCUAAUGUUUGCUUGACUGUUUUUCUUCAAAUUACAGGCUAUUCAAUCUCAUAACUAAGAUUUUGGUUAUUUCUCCUGACUAGUUUUUAACUGAUAUUCUUAAGAACAUCGCUCGGCCAUAAAUUCAAACAAUUGUGAACUACAAAUUUAAAAUACUAAUGUGUAUAUGAAUUCUCAUUCAAAGUCAGGAACGAAAUUUGUUUGUGGGGUACCCUGAGUUGUGAUCAAUUGUCAAGAAUGGAAAUGAAGAUUGAUCCACCUAAUGUAGAAUUGAAUCGAUUCGACACAUUGUAAGAAUCGCAUUCAUUAUUCUGGACCAAAAACUACAAUCUGAAAAAAAAAUUCUUGGCAAUUUUUAGAAAUGUUUUAUUUUCCAUUCGAUUCAAAGUUUGUGAAAAUUGAUAAGAAAUCCAUUCGAGCUGAGUUUUGCAGUGUCCCGGUUACCGAAUCCGAAUAAAGGAUACAAUCGCUGAGACUUGUAAUUUGAAUAAUUUGGAACACUUGUUUUUGUUUAUGCGUUGUGAUUCGCAUGGGAAUUGUUCAACGAAUAUCGCCCAUAAUUCUGCAUUUCUUAGUAGAUUUGGUUUCGAGAAGAUCGGCUCAGUCAUCUACUUGAUACCUUAAAAUAAGUGCUUCAAUUAUUAUAUCAUUUGAGAACAAGUAAUAGUUUGGAUUAUCAGUGGCUAUCAAUUUUCAAGUUUUUUAUGAAUUGAAUAAAUACAGUAAAUUUCACAUUUUCAUUUAAUAAUGUAGCAUUGAUUACUCUAUGACAGGGCAAGAUAAAUCUGUCCCCUUUCAUAGAUAAAUUGGGGGCAGUUUGUGAUUGGCGGAAUUCGGUAUAAGCAAGUGCUCGAUUUUUAAGCUGGUGUUCAGAAUUCAGAAUGAGUUUCCUCAAAAGAAUACCGAACAACCCAGCGAAUUUAAUCUUUAUUAUAAUUGAAAAAUUCGAAAAUUUGAAGGAUUGGCUAGAUUUUGUUCAAAAAACCAUCAAGUUUCAAAAUUUUUGUGAAUGCGCUUUUGCCAUCUCAGGAGAGCAGCCAUUGUGGAAAACCACAAAAACAGUUUUCUCGGCUAUAGCUUCGAGAAAAAAAACUUUAUUCUAUUUACAACAAUUUCUUAAGAAACUGAUGUUUCGUUUAUGAAUUUCCACUUAACCGUAGUGAAGAAAACGGUUUCAGCGUUUUCCAAUGAAGGCUGUUUGCCAAGAUCUUUAAAGAUCAAGAGUAAACCAAGUUAACUUGUGUUGGUAAUAUGUGUAUUACGUACAUUUUAUUUGGUACGUAUGUCAUAGAUCUAUGUAUUCAUAUAUGCAGUGCAACCAAUUUAUCAAAGUGGCUUGCACGAUUGAGUUUCAAUCAAUCUUUUCUAACAAUAAUUUAUUCGCAAAUGAAUGUUAAGCCGGACAUUUUGGAUGAAAUAUCAGUUUGAUCAAUUUUUCACGAACGUUUGAUGGAAAAUUGCUUACAUUCCAUGAAUGUAGGUUUUAAUUCUUUACCAAAAAAUUAGCAACACUACUUCAAUGCAUUUGUAUUAGAUUGCACUACACAAAAUAAACAAAACUAAAUAUUUUCUGUUACAAAAGCAGUUUUCCGGAAAAACAAAUAGUUUUACGACAACAUUCCAUAUGCAUUGCCUUUCGCGUGUUAAAUUGAAGAUGUCUAUUUUGCGGGUUUACUUAUAGAAGGUACGUAAGUCUUUAUAUCGCAAUAAUUUCUGCAAGAGGAAAUCGAUAUAGGAAUGUGUUUGUUGCUCAUCAAAUGUGUUAGUGGAAGUAAGCUGAAACUGAAAAAUUUUUUCUCGAGCAGUUUUAAGAAAAAUGGAAGAGUUUUAGACUAAGAUUUUCGCUUUUCUUGAAUUGCAAUUUUAAGCAGUAUGAACCAAAUGGUUUAUUUUUCAACCAUAUGGAAGACUUAUUGAGUAAAAUCAGAAAAAGAAGCGCCGGAAUUUGUUUUUACGCACACGUUGUUGCUUGAAAAGAGUCUUGCUCUUUAAUGGGAUAAUGCACUAAUUUCAUGCUGGCAUUAUUCAAAUUCUACCAGCUCAAUGGCAUGCAAGUUGCAAUGACAUUUGCCAUGGGGGGUUCUGCUAGUCGCCGCUAGAGCGCACGUAUUCUCAAUGGUUUCUAGUCGAGCAGUUGCUAUGAAUGGUAACUAUGGAGCAAGUGCUACCAAAGAUAUAGAUCCUUGCAAACAAUUUUAGAAUAUUGAUACAACUUUUCAUUCUCACUUAACUUAAAUACCAGACAAAAUCGAAUUAAAUUCAAUAUUCGAUUCAAUGGAAUGAAAGGUGCAGUAGCUUCAAAGCGACAAGCUUUUAAAAAUAAUUGCAUUUGAGAAUAUAAGAAAACAAUUCACAGUUACCGAGUUUUACUUCCCAGAUGCAUGUGGCUUAACACGAACAGUGCUACCAGUUACGUUUUUCGAUUUCGGGUUUGCUAAUUGUCAACGACAGGAGAGAUCACAUCAGUUUAGAAGCAGCAAUAUAAGAAGUAAAUUGUUAAUUACAAAUAUACUGCACGUAAAAUCUAAGUAAAGUUUCGACCCAAAGGGAUGCUAGCUGCAAAAAAAAGGAUCACUCUAUUACGACGGGUCGCUUGAUAGUCUGAGUUUUUAAAUAGAAAGAGUAAUGGAAGCAAGUUUAACUUGACGUUGAAAAGUUGAGAAAAAGAUUGAUAGGUCUGCUAAGCAAGAUGCAUAUCUCUAAACAUAAACACGACACAAAACAACAAACACAAAUGUUAAGAAGAAAUGAUAAAUCUCACGAACACAUUUAUCAACAAAAGAAAAAGCACUUCAAAACACAGUUUAAUGCAAAUUGCUUCAACCGUAAACCGACAACUGACACGAAAACGCUGAUGAAAGCACCUCCUCCAAUGCGAAAUAUUGGAGUAAGCUGAAAAGUUUACUUCCUGAGAAAGACAGCUAUUUUAUUAGAGAAUAAAAAUCAGCUCCCUGACGUUUUCUUCGACACUCACAUGUGACAUGGAAUCGUACGAACAAGACAAAAGUUAGUGAUUGUAAACCCCGUUCAAUUAUCCGUACGCGCCCAGUGUGUUUUGUAAUUUGCAAUAAACAGAAACCUAUGAACUUGUGUCAUAUUAUAUGUACUCUUUAGUGUCUGACUAAACUGCCAUUCGAGUAACCGAAGCAAACCAUUAUCGUACUUAGACUAAAUCAAACUAACAAAAUGAAUGUUCUAACAACAGUUGACUCGAUUAGUGAUUUAUUGAAUCUGCUAUGUAGUUAAUUUUCCGGAAAAAAUGUUAAUCUCUUGAGUUUUGCUUAAAAAAAUAAGUAAUUUGCAUUUAAACAAGUGAAUCGCGAAGGGCUGAUAAUCAAAGAACAAGGUAAAGGAGAUUACCUUAAAAAGUUGAACAAUUGUUGAUUAGUUAGUGCUAAAUAAGCGAAAUAGAUAAUAACUAGUAAGCAUUAGGAAGCUAUAAAACGAUUUCAUUCAUGUGGUUUUGAAGUGAACUUAGUUAAGCUUAUAUUUGUUGAUAUACUGGCUGUAACUACUCGACUUUUUCGUUUCAUAUACUCUACAAAUGUUUCUUUUACAAAUCACGUGCAGUAACAGUUUGCUGAGUUAAGUUUCGAUCUAUUGAUAUGUUUAUCAAUGUUUAUAAUAUACUUUGAAAUAAAAAUUCAAACGAACAAACAACGCAGUAGUAUUCACAAUGAUUGCAUGUAAAUGCUGAUGUAUUGACAAAAAUAUACUGACUUAAAUCGAACCUGAACGCUACAUCGCUUAUUGAACUUACUGAAAAUUUGUAGACGUUGCAUGUUUAUGUAGAGACAGGCGUAUAUUUAUAUGGGCAUAAAAUUACACCCGCAGGCAAACUGUUUAUGAAUUGAUUCCUAAACGUUAGGGACAGUUAUACUGUCCAGUAGGCAAAAUCAGUAAAGGCUUGAUUUAAACUUCAAAAUUCGAAUCCUAGAGUCAUUAAGAGCUUAAAUCCGCUCUGCUGGGUGCGUAAAAAUUGCCGUAGUGUGUACCAACAGGACACGAACUAUAGAAAUUCUUCGUGCUACCGGUCCUGACAAGUAUUUUAGAAGUUUCAUGCGCAACUACUUACUGAACGUGGACCUAGACAUAGAAAUAAAUCAGCAACUACUAGCAAUAGACCGAUGAGUUUCCUUUCCAAACACUAAUGCAAAUUAUGUCUUGAAAUCGGUUUGAUCUGAAUUCAUCUAUGUUUGGUUGCUGACGUUUCAAUGUUCUACCAUAGGUUGCAAAACAUUUAGAAAAAACAUUCAGUUUCGAAUCAAUUUUGCGGAUUCGCAGAACCAAAGCAACUUAUUUAAGCAAGUAUCUUCAAAACAUCAAUGGCUUAGAAAAACUAAAAAUUACCGCCGUGCGACGGUUAUGAUACAGUUUAUUUUUCACUUGAGUGCCUGAUGGAAUUUAAAAUAAUUAUACCGUGGACAGAACAAGCAGAAUAAAAACAGAAAAAAAGUACAGCACAAGCAGCCUAGAACAACACUCAUUGAUCUGUUUGUGCCCACUGUUGUUGCACUUUUGUGGUCCUAGUUAAGCUAAUUAACGAUAAUUUAGUAUAUCAUGUUGUAAGCGACCGUCAAACUGAUUAUAUUUUUCUCGCAUUCGGAUUCGCGGAUCGAAGAAGGAAUCGCUUGCAUUCAUUUUUGACCAAUCGAAUAUGCUGACGGGACGGAACUGUCUAUAAUCAACAACCAAAGUGGCAGAAACCUUACUUGAGCUGAACUAAACUACAGCUCCAAACGAAACCAGUACACAGGCCUCUGAUGCAGAACGCGACAUAUGAAACUUUUUAUGAUAAUAUUACAUAAUCUAACACUAUCCUAGUUAUAAGUAUGAGAAUCCAAGAGAGCAAACAAUAGAAGCAAAUACAAAUGUCAUAAGCCCGAGCGGUCACAAUAAGCAACUAAGCAAAUGUGUGAAAUUGUGAAAGAAAAUAUAAAAACGACAAAAAACAGUUCACUGCUAAGCUAGAAGCAAACGGAUUAUUUGAUUUUUUGACUUUUUUCAUUCUGUUGUAAGACAUUAACAAUAACGGUAAAGAUAAUAAAGGUAAACAAAGAAAGUUAAA
Molecule: messenger RNA, 13445 nt
Organism: Malaya genurostris
Lineage: Eukaryota; Metazoa; Arthropoda; Insecta; Diptera; Culicidae
Gene: MESK2
Product: protein NDRG3
Exons: 11
Coding region: 799-2310 (503 amino acids)
Biological process (GO): signal transduction
Cellular component (GO): cytoplasm
Source: RefSeq, a predicted model, not a curated record